This is a messenger RNA of Arthroderma uncinatum, 921 nucleotides long. RefSeq names its product dTDP-4-dehydrorhamnose reductase. Gene Ontology annotation, biological process: S-adenosylmethionine biosynthetic process. Gene Ontology annotation, cellular component: methionine adenosyltransferase complex. NCBI's taxonomy places the organism in Eukaryota, Fungi, Ascomycota, Eurotiomycetes, Onygenales, Arthrodermataceae. The coding region runs from base 1 to 921 and encodes 306 amino acids. Gene Ontology annotation, molecular function: methionine adenosyltransferase regulator activity. The record is from RefSeq and is a predicted model, not a curated record. The transcript has 3 exons.
AUGUCCCGGACAGCGCUUGUUACAGGGGCCAGCGGCCUGCUUGGCCGUCAGGUUCUCAGGACGUUCCAGCAAGACGACAAUUGGAAGGUCACCGGCCAGGGAUUCAGCAGAGCAUCGCCGCCACAGAUACUCAAGGCAGACCUCACGGUGCCCGCUGAGAUCGAGAAGCUGCUCGACGACGUGAAACCCCAAGUAGUCGUCCAUUGUGCUGCGAAUCGGUUCCCAGACAAGUGCGAUGCGGAUCCGUCUCUCGCUCGUAAAAUCAAUGUAGAGGCCACCAGGGCCCUCGUACAUGCAACGGCGUCCAGAUCCAUUCUGCUCAUCUACAUCUCCACCGACUAUGUCUUCUCCGGUGUCGAGGGUGAGGCUCCAUAUGAGGUAUCCUCGCCCACCAACCCACCUAACAUAUACGGCGUGACGAAACGCGAUGGCGAGGCAGCCGUGUUGGAAGAAACAUCAGGCUCCGGACUGGGUGUUGUACUGCGAAUUCCCGUGCUGUACGGCCCUGCAACGACCAACAGCGACAGUGCUGUAAACGUACUUCUGGACGCGGUCAAGAAGGCCCAGGAUGCCAACGCGGGAGUCAAGAUGGACGACUGGUCGAAGCGCUAUCCUACUCACACGGAGGAUGUUGCACGGGUUUGUCGUGAUAUUGCCGUAAAGUAUCUCGAUGAACGGCAACAGGCUGCAAGUCUGCCUGCCGUUCUUCAGUUCUCUUCAGAUGUGCAAACAACAAAAUAUAAGAUGUGUGAACUGUUUGCUGAGCUGCUCGGCGUGUCUAUCCCUGGCAUGGUGAGGGUUACUGAUGGCGGCAAGCCGGGUGAAGGUGUCCAGCGGCCAUAUGAUACCCAUUUGUCUACAAGAUCGUUGAAGGAUAUUGGAAUAUCUGCUGACACACAGGAUUUCAGGGCAUGGUGGUGA